AUGCCCGCCCGCGUCCCCACCGAGGCCGACUUUGCCCACCUCACCUCCUCCCCCGCCGUCAAGAUCGCCCUGACAUGGCCCAAGCCCGCCGAGCUGACGACCUCGUUCCUCAUUGUCUUCCACGGGCUCGGCGACCACGAGAUCCCCUACGCUGGCUUCGCCGAGGGCAUCAACCUCCCCGGCGUCUUGAGCAUCGCCGUCCAGGGCACGACGCCCCUGCCGCUCGCGCUCCUCGGCGACCCGGACGCCCAGCCCGGGCGCAACUUCCACUGGGGCGACGACAUCAAGAUCGAUGACGAGACGGGCGAGAUUGACCCGGACCCGGGGUACGAAAAGGCCGAGACGAUUGUCCGCGAGCGGCUGAUCAAGGAGACCCUCAUCGACAAGCUCGGCUGGAGCCUCAGCGACAUCAUGUUCUUCGGCUUUGGCCAGGGCGGGUCCCUGGCGCUGGGCUUGGCGUCGAAGCUGCGGGUCGGGCAGGCGCUGGAGGAGGAGGACGGCAAGGCGCCGGAGGACGCGGCGUUCAAGGGCGUGCUGUCGCUGGGCGGGCCGCUGCCGGGGUCCAUGGUGCCGACGGUCAGCGCACGUGGCAAGGCCAAGACCAAGGUCCUGGCGCUGCAGUUUGAGCUGGACGAGAUUGAGGAGCUCAAGGCGGAGUUUGAGAAUGUCGAGGUUGCGCACUGGAGGAGAAAGGGCGUGUCGAUGCCGAGGGAGAAGGAGGAGAUGGUCCCCAUCAUGAAGUUCUUUGCCGACUGCCUCAACGAUGGCGUGACUGGCGUUGGGGGGCCGAGCGUGUAA
Messenger RNA from Verticillium alfalfae VaMs.102, 798 nucleotides. Its product is annotated as phospholipase/Carboxylesterase superfamily. Bases 1 to 798 code for a protein of 265 amino acids. Gene Ontology annotation, biological process: protein depalmitoylation. The record is from RefSeq and is a predicted model, not a curated record. Gene Ontology annotation, molecular function: palmitoyl-(protein) hydrolase activity; carboxylic ester hydrolase activity. NCBI's taxonomy places the organism in Eukaryota, Fungi, Ascomycota, Sordariomycetes, Glomerellales, Plectosphaerellaceae. Gene Ontology annotation, cellular component: cytoplasm. The transcript has a single exon.